AUUUAAUAUCAUUAGGGGCAAUGCGGCAUGGUCGUCGUGGCAGUCGAGGACGUGGAUGUGUCGCUUAAAAAUUAAACAAAAUGUCAGCGCAUGAAGUGCAAAUAAUGAAAAGCAAAUGAAGAACAGUGGCCGUAAUCAACGCAGCGUAACCGAAAAGCUCCCACUCAGCGGCAACGGCCAACAGACUGAGUAAAACUGAAUGACAACUUGAGCAGCCGCCCGGCCGGACAGGACAUUGUGCCUGCGAGCAGGAGGAAAGUGAGCAACACGAGGAGCAGCAGCCAUGGGCGAUUUACAAGCAACCAUCGAAUUUUCUGUUGAACUACAUAAAUUCUUCAAUGUUGAUUUAUUUCAACGCGGCUUGUACCAGGUGCGUUGUGCUCUGCGUGUCUCACCGCGUCUGCCCGUGCAGGUGGAGACAAGUAUACCGGAAAGCACCGCCUGCUCGGCUCCGUUGCUCGGAGGGGGGGGUGGCAGCAGUGGAACUGGCAGUGGCGGCAUCGGCGUCGGCGUCGGGAGCAAGCAAAAUGGCACAGAACAUGGCAGUGAUAGUGAGCUGGCGGCCCACCAACAACUACAGCAACAGGCAGAUGCGCUGGGCAGCUGUACGUCGGCGUGCAUAAUCAACGGCAGUGGAGCGUCCCGCAUCUUUCAGAUACUGUAUCGGAACGAGGAGGUGGCUCUGCGCGAUGUCAUCCAUUUUCGCAGCCACCUGCUAGUUGACAGUCGACACUUGAAGGAGUCCAUCGAAAGGGCCGAGUUCUCGCUGCAGCUGGAAUUGUGGUUCGGUGAGCAGAAUGGCACAAGCAAUCUGGCGCUGGCCUCCACCCGUACACUGCAGCUCAACUUUCAUCCGGGCCGUGGUCUGCACUACCAUUUACCAGUGCUGUUCGACUAUUUCCACUUGGCAGCCAUUAGUGUGGGCAUACACGCCAGUCUGGUGGCACUACACCAGCCAUACAUUAAUGCUCCGAAGAGCUCGAAGCCUUGGAGCGCCGGAAAGCUGAGCUGUCGCGGUAACACCUCACCGGGUCCGUUGGAAGCGGUCUUUUUUGGACCGCAAAUCGGAGGCACUACGAAAUGUAGUGGUGGCCCCGCUGGAAGGCUUCUCCAGUCGCGUCAAAUACAUCGCGAAAUCUGUUGCCUACUUCUGGGCGCCAUUGAGAACCUGAAGGCAACACUGAACGAAUUCAGCACAGUGCUGCCGCCAAGCAUUAAUAGCCAGAUAGGGUCGCCACCCCUACGCGAAAAUGACACCAACGAAAGACUGCAGCUGUUGAUGGAGCAGGCAAAGUUACACGAUGUGGAAGAGGACUUUGCCAUUCGCGCCAACUCGGACAUUGCCCAGCUCUGCGCCGAGUCCAUCAUGUAUUGGCGUCGUGUUCUGCUCGCCUCGACACAACAAUCGGUUCACACACUGCUUGCUCGCAAGCACCACAUUUUAAGGGUACGCCGAUUCUCGGAGGGCUUUUUUGUGAUGGAGAACCCGCGUCACUCGGCUGCCGGCUGUUAUGAUAGCAACUACCAGAACUAUGUGGCCAUCGCAGAGCUUGCCCGGCGCAGUCGCUACAUGCAAUCGCUGCCGCCGCUGCCUGUUCAUUGCACGCCAAUCGAUGGUGACACGUGUUCGUUGCCGCUAAUUUUCGAGGAUCGCUAUGUGGAGCCCCCAAAUUAUGCGCGACGUCGUUCUGGCAGCGAUCCGCAUCUCAAUGCACAUGACCACCCUGCUGGUGGUACUAAGAAUAAGAGUGUCACCAAUGCAGCUCUAUCACUCGAUAAGACUUACUCCAAUAACAGUCUGAACGGUCAUCAUGCGACCCCUGCAGCGACCACAGCAACUCCGACCCCGACGCCCAAUUCAGUGAAUAAGGAUUGUCUGGCCUGUAACUUCAACUACGAUUACCCACAAAGCAUAAAUGGAAAUGGUCAUGGUCACCCCAAGUGUCUGGUGACUCCUCGCUUUGCACUAGGUGGCGAGAUCCUACAGGCCAGCUUGACCAUCACACCCAGCGCCGUUAUCACCAAGCAAUUACCCUGCGUUACUGACGACAUGGCUCUCUCAACACCAGGACUCCAGAGGCACAAUUUGUCGCGGCACUCGGUGACAGGAUUGCUGGAGGAUUUGGACUGUAUUGCUGGGACCGAUGUCGCGGACUGCACCAUGGGAAGCGGACCGCUGCCCACACGCCACAGCAAGUCAUUAGAUCAAUUGGAUGGCAGCGCAGUGCAAAGCGCACCUUCUUUGCGUCAGGUUCAGACCUUGUGCUACCCACGCAAAGAAACCGCUGCUCUGAUACAGCAGACAUUCGGCGGCUACCGCCAAGUACAUGUUAAUGGAGACACUGCAUCCUCCUACAAAACACUGCCCGCGGGCAUGGUUCGACCCGGCAACAAGGUGCAGGCCGAGGAUUUAAUGCGUAAUCUUACAGAAUUUCGGCAAAAGUACAAGAAUCCCUCUGGCAACGAGAAUGGAGUUGGUCGCUUAGAUUAUCUACAUGAGAUAAAGAUGCUUAAUCCACCCAAGCAGCCCACCUGUACCUAUUACAACUCUCUGCCCAAGAACAUGGCCAAUGGUGUGGUGUUGCCUCGUAACUCAUACCCACCGGUAAUAUCAAAUGGCCAAACGGAUCAGGAGAAGUUAGCGGCACAGACGCCAUUUACAGACCUUCAAUAUACCACCAUGCCACGAAGCAAUUCAUCGCAAGCGCUACGCCAUCAGCAGCAACAUCUGCAAGCUCCGAUUGUCUGCUCCACAAUACCACGUGCCGUAGAAAUUGCACGGGUCCGCGUCUCAGACAUCAAGGAGAUGCUGAAGAAUGGCAGUGGAAAUCUACGCAAGGAAUCAAGCAGCUCGGAGAGCGACAUUCCGGUACAAGUGCGUCAGACCAGCGCCGAACAGAAGCUGCUCUGCUCAAGCAGCGUACCUUAUCGGCUAGAUACGACCACAACAACAACGACUAGCAGUGACCCAAACACCAGUGGCUUCAGUGAGUCUCUGCCCAAUUUGGCACCACCUCCAGAAUUCGACUCGGAUCCACAGCGACGUGUGCGUAGCAAUUCCACCUCAUCGCUCAGCGAGGAGAGCGGCUGGGUAUCAAGUCGACGCAGCUCUUGCGGUCCCUCUAGUCCCGACACUAUUACGAACGAAACAAAGCAGCGUCAACAGACGCAGCUCAGUAUGGGUAUGGAGACAAAGCUGAACGGCGAGCAGUUGCGCCUGAGGCUACAGAACUUGCUGGACCAGCAGCAACAGCUUCAAGCACAUCCUCACAAGUCCAAGAAGCAGCGUCAGUCGGCGGCCUCUAGUGCACAGAGCCGCACGCCCGCCAAGACCCAACCGACGGAUAUGACGGUGCAAAAGAAGGUCUCCUCAGUAACAUUGACUAUCAAGAAAGAGCGUUCGCGCUUUCAGUUGGAUCGUCUGCGUCAGCUACCCAAUGGGGAAUCCACAGAGGUAGAGGAUAUGGAACGACCGCCAAUUCAACGACGCACACGCAACCGGACUAACAACUCAAAGUGCGAAAAAUCAAAGUCAGAUUUUGACAUAACCAGUCUGAAGGAUAUACAACCGUUAGACAACGUUUGUGUGCCACCCCCUCAGCAGUUCCAGGAUCAGGAUGUUCUGCCACCCGAUGAGUUUAGAGACCCGCCACUCGAGCCGACACCUACUCCAAGCAUGCCAGAGCCCACGAAACCCCACAAACAGAAGUCGAUUGGUGUUGAUCCCAGUAAGUUGGUGCUGUCUUUGCCACCAGCUCCUGGUCUGCACCUUGGUCACCAAAUUCAACAAUCGAUACCACCAAAGCCAUCGCAGCCACCACUAAAGGAACUGCAACCGGUGCUGCUCCAACGUCAGCCAGUUGGUGCAAUAGACAAUCCCGUAUACCACAUCUACGAGUCCCUGAAGCCAAUGUCGACACCAGCCAUCUUCAGCAACAAGCCGGUGCUCAAGUCGCAAAGUCUUGCAGAACUGAAGCGCAGCCGGGAUUUGCUGGUCAAUCCACCAAAUCAUCAGUGUCCCAACAGCAAACAUCAACCGCCGCCAAUAGCGCCAGCUCCGCUCAACUCCACAAUCAUAGUGAAUGGAACUUCAACACAUGAGAACGGAAGCAACUGCUUGAACUACCAAGAGACGGAGGAGGAUGAAAAUAAAGAGAAUUCGAAUGGCUUAGUAAAUGGAACGUCUCAACAACAAACGCCGAUGGUGCGCAGCGACAGCCAAAGGUCUAGCAGCUCAAAAUACAAGCGAAAGGCCAAUGAUGCCAAUAUGUCGCUACUUGAAUUUGAGAAAUGCCGCGAGGAGUUUCGCAAGCAGAUCAAAUACACCGGCAGUAUUUAUUCAGAUUUUGUAAAACUCGCCUCCGAGCUGCCUUAUUUCUACAUCAGCGAUGAAUAUCGCGCCUUUUCUCCCAAUGGCAUGCAUUUGAUAAUCUGCGUACAUGGUCUGGAUGGUAACUCGGCAGAUCUAAGACUCGUACGGACAUAUUUGGAGCUGGGCCUGCCAGGCGUCAACCUUGAGUUCCUCAUGUCUGAGCGUAAUCAGGGCGACACCUUUUCCGACUUCGAUACCAUGACCGAUCGGCUUGUCGCCGAAAUAUUAUACCAUAUCGAUAAUUGCGGACUGAAUCCAGCGCGCAUUUCUUUCGUCGCCCACUCCCUCGGCACCAUCAUUGUAAGGAGUGCCCUAGCACGCCCACAAAUGCGUCCUCUACUGCCUCGUCUGCACACCUUCCUCUCGUUGUCUGGUCCUCACUUGGGUACGCUCUACAAUACCAGCGGCUUGGUAAACAUGGGAAUGUGGUUCAUGCAGAAGUGGAAGAAGUCGGGCUCCCUCCUGCAACUCUGUAUGCGGGAUACAACUGACAUACGUAACAGUUUUUUGUAUCGCUUGAGUCAACGGAGCACGCUUCAUCACUUCAAGAAUAUACUCCUAUGCGGUUCCAGUCAGGACCGAUAUGUGCCCGCACACUCAGCACGACUGGAGCUCUGUAAAGCGGCCAUACGCGACAAUUCCAAUCUGGGCACUGUAUACAGGGAAAUGGUACACAAUAUUAUUGCACCCGUGCUAGCACGUCCAGAACUGACGCUGGCCCGCUUUGAUGUUCACCAUGCGCUUCCCCAUACGGCCAAUACGCUAAUCGGACGAGCUGCACAUAUUGCUGUGCUCGAUUCAGAGUUAUUCAUCGAGAAAUUUAUGUUAAUUGCGGGUCUUAAAUAUUUCAGUUAGCAGAACUACGUUCCGGGAACACGGUCUUGCGAUAGCUCAUCAUAGUUAGGACCAUGUCGCGUAACACAAAAACAUUGCUGACUUUUUAAUCGUUACAUGUAUUUAAAACUCGUUUAUAGCCUAACUAUAUGUUGCAUCAUUCAGAUUGGGCGCUCUAGGAAAAGCUCUUCAUCGAAGUUUUACGAAAAAGAUAACACAGGGUACACAUUAAAGUCGUAAUGUCAACAUAUUUUAGCCAAUACUUUAAACUGCAGUCUGUCGGUAAGAAAUACUUUUUCAAAACGGAAUUUAUUCAAGUAAAAUGUUAGACUUGAUUUUAUACAAAUGCGAAAAAUCAAAUAUUUUCUAGAAAAUAACAGUAGUAUCAAAAAACAUCAAAACCAAAGUAACUCGUUGAAUCAAAACUAAAACCAA
Molecule: messenger RNA, 5641 nt
Organism: Scaptodrosophila lebanonensis
Lineage: Eukaryota; Metazoa; Arthropoda; Insecta; Diptera; Drosophilidae
Exons: 9
Coding region: 284-5227 (1647 amino acids)
Source: RefSeq, a predicted model, not a curated record